AUGACGAUAAGCGUGGCGGAACGCCGUUUUUACAUACACCGUUACAAAACGCGAGUUCUCGGAACGACUAAAUUAGCGCUUCGAGUUGCUCCAGAUAUUUUUUAUAUGGAGAAAUCUGCUACUAAUAAUAGUGGAGGAGAAAAUUUGAAGAGACAAUAUGAGAAUAAGCAUACUGAUGAGGUUGUACUUCUGAAAGAGGAGAUAGCACGACAAAGAGUCGAGAAUCAAAAUUUGAAGAAUUUAGUUAAUCAGUUAGCCAACACAUGCGAAACCUCUGAAAGGGCGGAAAUUAAUAGAUUUCAACUCGAUCAAAAUAAAUCCGAAAAAGUCAACGAGGAAGAGGGAUUUAAAGACGUUUCAGACGACUCUGCUAAUGAAGAAAGACUAAAUCAGCAAAAGAGACCAUUAUUGGCUCCAAGGCAAGGAACUCUUAACUGUAUUUUGGUUAAUAUAAUUAGUGGUAUUUAA
Messenger RNA from Amaranthus tricolor (Joseph's coat), 468 nucleotides. RefSeq lists its product as uncharacterized. NCBI's taxonomy places the organism in Eukaryota, Viridiplantae, Streptophyta, Magnoliopsida, Caryophyllales, Amaranthaceae. Bases 1 to 468 code for a protein of 155 amino acids. The record is from RefSeq and is a predicted model, not a curated record. The transcript is spliced from 4 exons.